Messenger RNA from Maniola jurtina (meadow brown), 5127 nucleotides. It is a transcript of the gene Unc-76, whose product is annotated as fasciculation and elongation protein zeta-2. Gene Ontology annotation, cellular component: cytoplasm; axon. The transcript has 8 exons. The coding region runs from base 99 to 1325 and encodes 408 amino acids. The record is from RefSeq and is a predicted model, not a curated record. Lineage: Eukaryota; Metazoa; Arthropoda; Insecta; Lepidoptera; Nymphalidae.
AUAGUUGGCAAGAUUGACCGUGUCGACAGAGGAGCACUCAGCGCAGUGGGCGCAGUGGCAGUGUUCGCGCGGUAAUUUGCGCGGGUGGACGUACGGUCAUGCGAGAAUCGGUUGGCAGGAUGGCCGAACUACAGUUCGAGGCGCCGCUCGCCCAAGUCGAAGAGGCGGACGACUGUCUUUCCUCAACAGACUAUCCGCAGAAGACCAUAAACGGCAACGACAUACGCCUCAACAACUUGAACAAUCUCAAAAGUGAUAUGGUAAAAAUGAAAACCGACUCCAAUAAAAUCAACGAUAAUGAUGAACUGAAACCGGUGAAGUGUAAACAGGACAAUAUUCAGAACUGUGAGGGAGACAAUUUCACGGAGACUUUCUCCGGAUCUCUCGAGGAUCUGGUGAACACUUUCGACGAGAAGAUCACCAAGUGCUUUGGGAAUUACGAAGAAAGCGUGGAGAAGCUGGCUCCGGUGCAGGUUCGCUCGCAGGAGGAAAUCAUGAACGAGUGCCAAAUGUGGUGGACCAUCACAGGAAACUUCGGGAACAUUCUGCCAAUCGACUGGACCAAGUCCUUCUCGCGGAAGAUGCACAUCCCGACAUUGAAUCUCAGUGACAAAAAGCUGCGGUGCCGCUGCGUGGAGCGAGGCGCGCGGAUACUCGGUGCAAUGACUCCAGACGACGAGAUCCACAGCUCUGAAGAUGAAGCGGUGGCAUCUGAUCUGGACAUGCAUGCCUUGAUACUGGGCGGACUACAUCAGGACCACGAGUGUCCUGUCAAAACAGCAGAUGAGGUAAUACAAGAGAUAGACGACAUGAUGCAAGAGACGCCGUCAUCGGAAGGGGAUCUGAUCGAGUAUAACGAAGCCCUCGAGAAAGGCAAAGAAGUUCUCAGCUCGCCCUUGUAUGAAGACAAACUACGCCAACUAUCGCUAGCUCAGUUGAACGAGAUAUUCCUGGAACUAGAAGUUCUGAUCCGAGAGUUCUCGGAGACACUGAUCGCUGAGUUGGCUCUCCGAGAUGAGCUGGAGUACGAGAAGGAGCUAAAGAACACGUUCAUUUCACUGCUGCUGGCCGUGCAGAACAAGCGGCGGCAGUACAACAAUGAGAAGAAGAAGCGGCCUGGCACGCCGCGGUCGCCAGGCUUGAAUACCAGUUACUCCGAACCUAAGUAUCUCACCACGGUGAUACCAUUCCACAUGGAGCAUGGCCCGCCCGCCAACCAGUCUCUACAAGUGCUCAUAAAAAUUCUAAAAGCAAUAAAUGAAGACAGCCCUACAGUGCCGACGCUGUUAACGGACUACAUCCUCAAAGUCUUGGUUCCGACAUAAAAUAAUAAUUUAACUUAGCUAAUUUAAUAUUGCUUUUUUUCAAACAAACUAGCUAUAUUUUUGCUCAACAGUCGAAAGUGGUUUAAAUUAAGGCAUGAUAAAUGCUUCGACGAUUGAGUAGGAUCCUCACACUGAAUAUGUGGGUAGCUACUGUGGGUAACAACAAAAACACGUUUAACUUAUAUUAUCAUUGAAAACUCGAUUUUACAACCAAUGAAAGGCAAAAAUGUAGUUGUUUGGUCAAACUUAAUAAUCAAUAUUAUGAUUUAUUAUGAAUAUAAAUCAAACAAAUACUUGAUGCCAGCACAUUCUUAUUUCAUAUCAAAACAAGAAUAAUAUAUAUUCAGUCGCUGCUAAUACUAUGUGCGAAAGCAAAAAAAUAGCACGUAUUUUUAAAUAGAUAAAUUAUAGUUUCUUACUGAAUCUGUUUUGAAAUUUGAAAAAGGAAUAAUUGUAACAUAAAAAUGUAUAAGUUAUGCUCGCACUUGCAACUGUGUUGCCUUGCUCUCGGUGUUGCCAUGUGUGUUAUAGAAUUAUAUUUUUUAAAAUUUGUUCGUAAUUAAUGUAUUUUAAGUGAAUAUUGCCAUAAAGCGUAUUUUCAUAAUUCAAAUAUUAUUUUUUGGCAUAUUUGUUUUAUAAUACUUUUUGCAUAAAUGAACUGUGAUAUCGUAUUAUGGUAGUUUGUUAAUUAUUGCUUCCUUUUAAGAUUUAAUUAUUCUGUGCUGUUUUAAUUAAUAAUCGACAUUAUCAAUUAAUUAAUUAAUUAAUUAAUAUAUUUAUUCAAGAAAUUGAUUACAUUAAUGAUUAUUGGUUAAAUCGAUUUUAUCGUGUAAAUAUCAAACAAAAACAACCGGAAUUGUCGUCUCAAAAUAAAUAUUCAAUAAAUUAAGUUAAUGUAAGUAAAAAGUGCUGGAGAGGCUUGUAAAUAUUAACCAUCAGCAUUAUCUAAUUAAAUUAUCUAAGUUUUAUUGUACUAUUUUGUCGUAAAAAGCUUUCAAUAUUGGAAGUUCUAUACACUCUUAAACUAGAAAGAAAAAUAGAGAUCUCAAAAUGAUUUCAACAUUCGACAAUAUUUUUUUUUUUAACUUCAGACAUGGUUUUUCAUGAACCGUAAUUCUGCCUUAACUGAAAAUUCAAGGUGCUCUGCAUUUUAAUCUACGAAUCUGUAUCUGUACGAAACUGCUGAAAAUUUUGAUAAAAUUAAUUAAAAACUAUUAUUCGAUUUUGGAUUUAAAACUAAUACGACUAAUUUCAAGAUUAACAAAAAUAUUUUUUUGCAUAAAUAUGACAUCAAAUUAUCAUAAAUUAUAUUCUUACUUCUUAUAGUCAUUUUUUGUUUUAUUUCAUCGAAUUAUUUUUACUUAGUCUGUAUAAUGAAGUAGCUAGGUCACGUAGUGCGAUAAAUUCACUUAACUGUUAUUUUUGUCUGUACAAUAAUUAUUACUGAUUCCACUAAUUGCCAGCACUAUACAAUAUACAUAAUAGGUAGUCUUAUGUCAUAAAAUUGUUAAAUAUAAGUUUAAUUUCUAGUCUCAAUGUUUUGUAGUCAUAAUAUUUUGUUAAUUUUAAAACAUGUCAUUUUAAAAAUAAGUAAGUAAACCCUAUAGGUAUUUUAUAAAAAAAUAUCAAACAUAAGAUUAAAGAAAACUCAUGUGAAAAAUAUUAUGCUUUAAAUAACAAAAAAAUACUCAAAAAUGUAUUUACUAAACAAUAAAAGUAAAUAAAACUAGCCUGUAUUUACUUACUAUUGCAAUUGAUGUUUUUUUUUUUCAAAGAAAUAGUUAUCAUCUUUUAUGUAAUAAUUUCACCAGAGUUUUUAAUAAUCUCUUGAAAAAUUCAAAAAAUAUUUGCAUAAGAUUAAAUAUAAAAUUGCAUGUACUUGUAAAGUUGUUGUUGUAAUUUGAAAACUGUUUGGGUAUUUACAAAAUUUAUAUUUUGUUUCGCAAAGAAUACCGUUGAUGCUUACGUCGCACACUUUUAAAUUUUUUCGUGUAGCAACACCAAUUUGUUGUAUUGUAAUUCCGUAGAAAAUGAAUGAGGGUAUGAAUGAGGAUAGGUACCUACGAGUACUGAAUGACAACAGUGUUUAACAAUAAUAACAAUUGAUAUAUUAUGUUUUGCGAACAAUUGUGCAUACAUUAUUUUUAUAUUCUUUUGCGGUUGAACGAUAUAUUUAUGUAUUGAUAAAAAAUAACUUAGGUUAUUUAAGCAUUUACAAUUUUUUUAUUGCUAGGUAUGCAAAUUACGAAGUAAUAAUAAAUACUUUAAAAAUGUAGAUAGGAAUACCUAUUGCUUUAUUUAAUUUUCCGUACCAGAAUGGUAAAUAAGGAAACCUAAUGGUGCUACUUUUUUCGUCUUUCCAUCCUUCGGUUUUGCUUAUUUCAGUUACUAGGUACCUACUGAUGAGGUUGGUUUAUUAUAAAUAUGAUAUAUGUUAUUUAAAAAAAUAUAUAAUCGCAAAAGGGGUCGAAAUGGCGGUCGAUAUUUUUAAUGUGGGUAACUUAUAUUCUAAGUAGAAUAUCAUAUUAGGAAAGCUUUUUAAAGUUCAAAAAUUACCUAUUUAUAUUUAUUUUUGAAUUUCAGUUUUUGACUUACGACAGAUAAAGUUAAUUUAAAAUUUUCCUUUAUCUAGGAAGUGUGCAAAACGAAAAAUCUGAUAAAUGAUAAAAGUUUAUGUAAAUAAUAUGGGAAUAAUAAAACCGAGUUUGUAACUAACAUGGGAUGGGAAACCAUCGAUAAACUUUUACAAACAAAGUUAUGCGGACCAUGGGUUUAAAAGAGAUUUUUUUCUUGAAGCGGUAGAAAUAACUAUUUAUUUUCAAAGUAUGGAAACCGCGGUGGACGAGUCUGACUCGCAUUUGGUCAGUUUUUAGAUUACUUUUCCUUUUAAAAUAUAAUAAUAUAUAAUUAUGUCGUGCGACCGUAGGAUAAAAAAAUAAAUGUAUGAAUAUCAACGUUUGACGAAACUUUUAUCAGUGAACACAGUGCAUGGGCUGUUGUUAUAUGAAUCAAGGUGGAAACAUACUUAACAACCAACACGUGUUAGUUUGAUGAAAUAGUACCUACGUAGUAUUUAUUACAGAAUAUUACUCCUUAUAGGUCUAUAGACCCAUACCAUAUUACUUUGACUGUUUCUACUGGGGCUUUGCAAAAAAAAAAUACUAUCGUUUUUUAAGUAUGUUUCUGACUAGUACUACAAUUUUAACAAUACAGUACCACCAAUUUAUCUGUCUACUGAAGGACUAAAUAACAGCAUACCAUUUCGAUUAUUUUAGAAAUUUAAUAAAUUAUUUAUUUAAAUUAUUUAAUAAAAACUACGCGAUUAAAAUCCUAAAUCCUAAUACCAGGUCGGCUCAGUUGAGGUGAUGGAACUGUGGAAUACAUGACUCAUAAUAUACUUAGACUUUUCUUUGUCGUAGUUGACUCGGUCAAGUCAUAGAAAAAACUUUUACAUACAAAUAUAAUCAAAUAUUAAUUAUUUUGUUAUUGAGUCAGUAUAAAUUAAUGGAAUGCUUUUUUUGUUAGGAAUGUGGGAAUUUAAAUUUAUUAAAACUGACAACACUAACUUUAAGCGGAGUCAAAUGACGCUCUAAAAUAGCUGCUGUAUUAGUUCCUCUUUUUGCCACUUUACAGAUAAGUUGAUGGCGCUGCAUUAAAAUGACAUUCAUAUCAUUCGUAGAUCGAAAAGUUCGAAAACAUGCUAUGUAAAGUAACUGAAGAACGUAACAACCAAUUUACACUAUGCAGUGAAUAAGAAUGGAUGCGUGGUACCUGGUUGAAAUAAAGGAGCUUGAAAUAAGUC